AUGAAAAUUAAAUCAAAUAAGACAAGUUAAAAAAACAAAAAAUCUGGUAAUGUCAUUUGUUCUGAUUUAUUGGAUAUCACAUAUAUAUGUCCAAGGAUUAUUGCAAUGUCAUUUCCAAGUGAUGGUAAUCCAGAUUAUAAGAAUAAAAUAGAUAAUGUAGAUUUAGUAAAUAAUUAUUAGGUUGCUUAAUAUUUUUAGUAACGACAUAAUAAUGAUUAUCAGAUUUAUAAUUUGAGUGGGAUGUAAUAUGAUCAUACAAAAUUCAAAGGAAAAAUUUACACUUUUGUAUUUUGAAGAGAUAUAUUAUUUUAGCCAUGGGAAGAAAAGUCUACACCUAAUUUAGGAUAUUUGUUUAUGUUAUGUAAACAUAUAGAUGAUUUUUUAUCUUGUAUUUAAUAAAUUUAUUCAAAGCAAAAUUAUCAAAUGUAGUUGCUGUGCAUUGUAUUAAUGGAAUAGGUAGAACAGGAACUGCAAUUUGUUGUUAUUUAUUAUAUAGUGGACGCUUUUCUAAUGCUGAAGAAGCAUUAUUUUAUUAUGAUAAAUAAAAACAUUUGUCAGGAGGUGGAAUUACUAUGCCUUCUUAAUUGAGAUAUGUUUAAUACUUUGAAAAGUUUUAAUUUAUCAAUUAAUCUUUAGAAUAUUAUUUUAAAGAAAUAUAUAUCCAACUAUUAAGUAUUUAACUUCUAUAGUUAUUCAUGGGAUACCUGAUAUUUAAGAUAAAUAAUGUAAACCAUUUUUAGAAAUUUAUACAUAUGAAAACUCUUAGAAGACUUUAAAAUACACUGAUAAAUUAGAGGUAAUACUAAUAUAAUCUGUAGUAUAAAGAUUAAAAGAAAGCCAAAGAUCUAAUGUUGAAAGAUAUUGAAUUAAUUAGAAUUAAUAUAGGAAAACCUUUUUUGGCUAUUGGAGACAUAAUGAUAAAAUUUAAUCAUAAUGGUAUUAUUAUAAAUGUAAUAAUGAGGCCAUUUUGAAGUAGAACCAAUGUUUCGAGUUUCUUUUAAUACAGCCUUUAUAGAAGACAAGUAAAAACUAAAUUCUAUAUUAAAAGUAAAUUGAGUUUCAGGAACGAAGAUUUAGAUCCUUCAAAAUUAUAAAAAGAUGAUAGAUUUCCUGUUGAUUUGAAUGUAGAAAUUUAAUUUAAAGAAUUCUGUUAAUGCACAAAUGAAAUAUAAUUUAAUUUAAGGUGUAAAAGUUGUUCAAACUUAUCUAAACAACUUUGUCCUGAUUGGGAUCUAAUUCAAAAUAUAUUAAAUGAUUAUACUAAACAUACUGUUGAAGAGUCUUAGAUAUUAUUAUUUGGUGAUGCUACAUUUGAUAAUCUCAAUGAUGUUAAAUAUUAAACAUGUAUUAUUAUUAUUAUCAUCCAUAUUAGUUAAAGGAGGACGAGCUAAAUCUAAUGUCAUCUAAGAUAUUGAUGAUGAUUUUUGA
This is a messenger RNA of Paramecium sonneborni, 1428 nucleotides long. The record is from the annotation of a GenBank genome assembly. Lineage: Eukaryota; Ciliophora; Oligohymenophorea; Peniculida; Parameciidae.